Molecule: messenger RNA, 2824 nt
Organism: Drosophila ficusphila
Lineage: Eukaryota; Metazoa; Arthropoda; Insecta; Diptera; Drosophilidae
Exons: 7
Coding region: 332-2035 (567 amino acids)
Source: RefSeq, a predicted model, not a curated record
CCUGGCCACACUAAUUUGCUACUCAUCCACUGCAGCCUGCAAAAAUUGUAGAACAAAUUAAAAACGCAAUAAUAGAAUCGGCACAGCGAAAUUAGUAGAGAGCAGUGCUUGAAAUCCAAACGAAAGCAAUUAACCGUGUUCAACUUAGCUAAUAGGUCGUGAGCGCGGGUGCAAAAGUGAGAACAAGUGAGACACCCCUUUGUGUUUGUUUUUUUCGUUAUAAAUUUUGUUUGUUGCUCGAAGUGGGGAUUUAAUGGUGAAAGGGGGGAAGUCGGGGAAUUUUCCAUAAUAAGCAUCGAGUGGACGGGAAAUUCCGAUCGGUCUGGCGAACAUGUCGCUGAUAUCGUCACUGGUUUUCUACGCUCUUUUGCAGUCAGUCACCUGCUAUACGGUCCUAAUUACGGCCCCCAGUCAGGCACUCAUCGGAUCCUCAAUCAAUGUCUCCGCCCAACUACUUGAUGAUGGAAGACCAGCUGCGAAGGGAUCCUCCUACAAAUUCACCUGGAGCGACAGUGCUGGCCAUAAGAAGGUGAUUGAAACUACCAAUACCACCAGCAAUUGGACCGUGGUCUACACGCAGGACCAACCCUCGACGCAUACCCUUAAAGUCGAGGUGGAAAAGAUCUUCAUUUUUUGGGUCACUAUUGCCAAGGCCCAGCAAGAAAUAAAGCUAGAUAACUUGUUGGGUGGAAGUUUGGAUUUAAUUCAAAACAAUGUAACGCGACCGCAUGAGUUUGUGUCCACGCAGGAGGCGGUGAAUCAUAGUAUAUCGCUAAGCGAGGCGGAUCUGGCGUUUCUGCGAACAAAGGGCUAUUACAUCCGGACGUAUUGGUUUCAAAACUGUACAUAUCUCGGCAUGUCUAGUGCCCUGGACUAUCAGGCCACAUAUCCGAAAGCUGAGCAAUACUAUGACGUUGAGGCUCUAGUAGUGGCCUCGUUGGAGGCACCGCCGGAGCCAACGCCCUCAACCACGACCACAACGACAACAACUACUACCACUACAACUACCACGACAACAACAACGACGACAACAACUCCCGCCACAACAACAUCAACUUCAACAACACCUGCCACAACAACCACCACUCCAAAAACCACAACAGCUUCUACAAGUACGACAUCCACAACGCCAAAGCCGCCAGCUCGUUCCAAACGAGAUUUAAUCCAGGCCAUGCACGCCAAUGCCGCGAUGCUGGGCAUCAAUCUAACCAGCGCUCUGAAACAGCAGAAGAACUCCGAUGGAAACGUGUCUGUGGCACUGGUCAAUCCGCUGGGUGUGCAGAGGCUGUCCAAUUUGACUGUGCUGCCCGGCAGCCAGCCGCCCUUCGAUUGCGUGAGCAAAAAGUUUGUGGCCCAGGAUCCGAAGCAGAUCUACGGCUACUUCCAACACCGCGUUGUGUCCAAGGAUCCCGUCAGCGGUUUCGGUACUACGGGCAAGAAUUGGUUGCAGCACUGGGAGAUGCUUCAGCUCAAUGUCAACUGCAAGGGAUCGCCACCGUUUAAGCUUUGCAGUCUAGUUUAUACGGCGCCCUACAAUUCGACAGGCAAUGAGACAUGCGAUCAUUUUGAGCCACUCGAAAAUUGCUCAUAUGUGUACAAGCGCUACUUCAGCGAAAGCAAGACGAUUUUGUUCUUCAUCCGCAAUGAGGUCUCCCAGACACUCAAUCAGGUCACCAUUAACAUGUAUGAAGCCCAGCGUCAGUCUCAGCUUUCAGUCGUAGUUGUACCUGUAACUUGCACACUCGUGGCCGUAAUUCUGGUAGUUUUUGGAGUGGCCUUUUAUAUUCAGCGUGGCAAUCGCUUUACUGUUGAAGUGGCUGAUUUUAAUUUCGGCGAUACUCAGUCAGUUGACAUGGAGUACAAGACGUUCUCUCAGCGUCUGAUCGAUAGCAUCCGGGAUGCCUGGACGUGGCCGGGUCAGCGUCGUCAUUCGCAGUCCAGCGCAGAUCUCAUGGCGGACGAGCAGCCCAGCCCGGGAUUCGCCGGCAAUGUGGGCGACGUCGAUAGCAACCUGCGCUACAACACAUUCAACUAGGUCCCCGAGGGAUUCCGUUGGAAUAUUGUUACCUAUGCAAAUUAACCAUUUAAAUUUAAUUUCGGCGCUUAAGUUAUGAGAAAACCUGGCCCAAAAUCCCUUCAAAUUUUCUGAAAACGCAAUUGUUCUGUGAAAUUGUAUUGUUUAAACCAAACUUUUGGUUUAAAAUCCAAGGCAAUCACCGUCAAGAGAUCGGACUCGAAAGCGGGAUCAGGUGUGAUAGUUAUUUGUUAUUAUUUGUACGUGCACUCUCAUGUGCUUUAGUCAUUUUCUUGUUGUACACCAGCACCUUGGGAUCACCACCCCAGUUGUACAUGAAUAGAGAUGAUAGAAUCUUUUUUACGUUUCCAUAUACUUUAUCUCUUACACUUACGUUUUCAUUGUAAUCAUCUCUGUCCAUCACCUACGCACACACUUGCUCAUAAAUGGCCAAAUGUCGAGUAAAAAGCAAACAUUUAAAUCGUAAUAUCGGGCGUGCAGCACGGUUCGGGAAGGCAACUGCAAACCCUUACGGAUAUUGUUAAAGACUGUCUUUGUUCCAAAAGCAAAAAGAAAUCUGGUAAAAUUUACACUUAUGCGUAAAGAGCUGUUUGUAGCGAGUUAUAUGCUAACAAAAGUGUAUCUGAUUGUUUCCAUUACAUCGAGAUCAAAAUUCGCUCACAAAGACAAACGCAUCUCACACUGAAAUACACGCGACACAAAUAUUCAUUGUGAUAGAUAUAGAACAAACAGUAUGUAUGUUUAACUAAAACAAAACGUUUAAAGAAAACCAUAUACUUAUAAAGCUAA